Molecule: messenger RNA, 3515 nt
Organism: Puntigrus tetrazona (Sumatra barb)
Lineage: Eukaryota; Metazoa; Chordata; Actinopteri; Cypriniformes; Cyprinidae
Product: GTPase IMAP family member 8
Exons: 7
Coding region: 91-2619 (842 amino acids)
Molecular function (GO): GTP binding
Source: RefSeq, a predicted model, not a curated record
GUAAAACAAAUAUGAGGAAGUAAAACAGCAUUCCAUAUUUUCACUUUCUUUUUUUAGGUGCUUAACACUACCAGGACAAGGAAACAAAACAUGUCAGAAGAAAGGAUAAAGAAAAAUCUUCCAUCCGUUUCUAGCAAAAGAGUCUCUGAGAUAAGAAUUAUCCUGAUCGGGGGUCGAGAAUAUUCUGGACAAGCGUCAAGUGGAAAAAGCUCAACCGGAAACAUCAUUCUGGGCACAAAUGCCUUUGAAGUUGGAAAAAGAACAGCCCGGUCUGUUAAAGCAGAAGCAGACGUACAUGGAAGACGAGUGACUGUGGUUGACACCCCAGGCUGGUGGUGGCAUUAUUCUGUGGAAAACACUCCAAAGUUUGAUAGACUAGAGAUAAUGAGAAGCCCAACACUGUGUCUUCCUGGACCUCAUGCCUUCCUUUUGGUCAUUCCUUUAGAUCACAGGUUUUCAAAUGAUUAUAGAAUGGCUUUGGAGGAACAACUGGAGUAUUUCUCUGAGCAUAUCUGGAGACACAUUAUAGUGUUGUUCAGCUCCAUUGCUCCACAUGAAGACAGAUCUGUCAAAGAUCAGCUUAUAAAAUGGCCAGACCUCCAAAUGGUUCUAAGGAAAUGUCAGAACCGAUAUCAUGUUCUUAAUAUUAACAACAGGGAUGACAGAAUUCAAGUGAUCACACUGCUGGAAAAAAUUGAUGAAAUGGUAGCACAAAAUAAUCACAGUUACUUAAUAAUCAACAAAAGCAUAUCUGUAGAGGAUAAAAAAGAGAAAGCAAAAAAAGAAAGAAUCAAAAAGAGAAUUCUUGCUGUGAAGAGACAAGGGGUUGAACGUCCAACACACAUUAAAAGUGAGGAACAACAUCUCACUGAUAUACACAUUGUGAUGGUUGGAGCAUUGUCGGGUGCAAAGAGUUCUGCUGGCAAUCUCAUUCUAGGCAAUGAAGUUUUUCAAGUUGGUGAUGCAGGAAAAACAUCGUGCUGUGAGGUUAGUCACGCUGAAGUGCAUGGGAGGAUGCUGACUGUGGUGGAUACUCCAGGCUGGUUCUGCAAACAUCCUCUUGAAAGUACACCAGUGUUAGACAAACUGGAGAUUAGACAUAGUGUUUAUCUAUCUCCACCUGGCCCACAUGCUAUUCUGUUAACUGUUCCCAUUGUCACAGCAUUUAACAAAUCUAUAAAAAUAGCAUUGGAGGAACAUAUGGGUCUUUUAGGGAAGAAGGUCUGGAGCCAUACAAUUGUGCUGUUUACCUGGGGAGAUUGGCUUGGAGAGACAACCAUUGAGGAGCGCAUUGAAGUAGAAGGAGAGCAUCUUGAGUGGUUAAUGGAACAAUGUGGGUACAGAUACCACGUUUUUAAUAGUAAACAGCAUACUGACAGCACACAGGUCACAGAACUCCUUGAGAAGAUAGACAAAAUGGUGAUGGAAAACAAUGACUGUCAUUAUGUGCCAGAUGAGAAGAUCAAUCCAUCCACCGAGCUUAAGCUGAAGCUAAAGAAAUCCAAAAUAAAUAUGAUGAAAGUGCGAAAACAAAAGGAUAUUCUUCAAGAGCUGCUUAAAGAAAGAAAAAACAACCUCUCAGAUGUGAGGAUUGUGCUUCUUGGAGCUGAAGGAGUUGGGAAAAGUCUAUCAGGAAAUACAAUUCUGCAAAACAAUUUUUUUGAGAUGACACUAGAAGAGGCAUUUAAAGUCCAGAGAAGAACAAGGCAAUGUGUCAUGAAACAGAGCAAAGUUGAAGGAUGUCAUGUCUCUGUGGUUGAUACACCAGGCUGGUCAACAUCAAACUUGGAAAAUGCUAAAGAGAUUUUACGCAGUGUGCAAAUUUGUUCACCAGGUCCACAUGCAUUUCUGCUAGUGCUACCUCUUGACAAGACUUUUACAAAAAAAUCUGAACAAACAGUUAUGGAACUCAUGAGCCUUUUUGGAGAGCAUGCCUGGAGACACACAAUAAUUAUAUUCUUUGGACUAUGGCUGAAAGACAGACCAGUGGAGCAGUACAUUGCCUGUGAAGGAGAAGCUCUGCAGAAGCUCAUAAAAAAGUGUGGAAACAGAUAUCAUGUAUUAACUUACUUGCAUAUUAAAUCUCAUGUUCUUAAUUUGCUUGAAAUGGUCGAAGACAUGGUGACAAGAAACAGAGGGGAAUAUUUCACUCUAGAAAAUGGUGGAAAAAAGGCAACAUCAGUCUUCCGGUGGUUUACUGGGAAGUUACUCACUGAAGAGGAGUGGAACAAACGUGAGGAUGAACUCAUAGAGAGAAUGCUGGAGGCCGCAGUUGCAGACCUAGAUCAAGAAUCCAAGCAUCCAUCUGCCAGACGAAAAGGAAGCUUCGGCCAUGUGAUCCCUAGUAUGAGUGGAGAUUCAUUGUACGACACCACUAGUUCAGUUGGAGCUGGCAUUCUGAGCCCUGCAGACAAAGUAUCUCGAUGGCUGAGGCAUCCAAGAAAUAAAGCACUAUCAUCUGGAUACGACACCAUGAGCACUGCAUCAAGUUUUCAGGAAUUAAAACCGGACAGUAACAAAGACAUUCCACUGACCCAAAACCACCUUAGUGAAAUGGACACUCCAAAAUACACAAGAAACACAAGAAAACAAAAGCAUACAAGAUCAUUCUCAAUAUAGAAUCAAUGUUCUCUACUACAAAUUAUGUGUAAUGUAAAUUAAUAGUGUAGGCUUUCAAUCAACAUGUUAUAUGUGUUUUAGUUCCUUUGCAACAAUUUCUGUAUAUGACUGAGAAAUAAUAUUCAAAAUAUUGCUAGUCUAAAAAAGAGGUGUGCUCAUUGGUGGUGGGGCUAUUUUGAAGAACUGAAAAUAGACUGUGCCACAGACCAACUCAAACCUGGUCUAAAGUCAAUGUCGCAGUAUUUUUUGUUAUUUGACUUUGCCUAUUACACACAGGGACAGCAGCACACAUGCUUAAUAUUUAAAGCUAAAGGAUUACAGUGUAAAGAAUAUUAUUGUGUAGGCUACAUACAUAUAAAAUGUUCAGUCAUUGCAUGUAUCAGAAUUAACCCUUUUGCACGAGCAGGUCAGUUUCUUAAAGGGAAUGGGAGAUGAGAUUGGUUUAUUGCAUGUUAUGCCCAAAAAACACCCAUUACUCAUUAAGAGAAUAGGUACAACCCAUUUCAACUCUGCACCUAGGAGCACAGAACUUUUUCCCAUCGUUAAAAUGUGAACACGCCCAGAGUGCACCUGUGCCGUGUGCUAUAGACUUUGAGUUUAGAUUGUUAAAACUGGGCCGAGUAUGUUCUAAGUAUGAAUACAAGUGAUUAUUGUGCAAUAAAUAUAUCUUGUAAGUUUCAGAAUUUAAAACAGCUAACAACAGCUUACACUGGAGUCAGUCUGCCAAAACGACAGCUUUUAUAAUCUACUCUAUGAUGUAAUACUGUCAUGUAUUGCUCUUCAUUAUUGCCUUGUCUGUUCUUGUGGUUAGCUUAAUAUGUACUUUAUGUGUUUUUCACAAUAUCUUAAGUUGUACAAUAAAUACAUAUAAUAAAUAGUAAUAAUUAUUUAGCUCA